UCAGUGUUUGAAUUUUAUUGGUUGAGAAAAGCGCCGACGGCGCGAACUAGAGAUGACAAACAAUCAAAACUGCGCAUGCUUCAUAAAUUUGAAAACUUUGUUUACUUCAAUCGAUUGCGAUUUCUGAUUAGCUCAGCGUCUCGUUUGCUAGCAUCUUUUGUUUUAAGAAAUGGCCGAACACCGCGUCACUGGAUAUCCGGCCGGAUCAGCGUACCGUUAAGACGUGUACAUUGGUAGUAUAUUCUGAUACAUAUUUAAUACAGAAAGAUGCAGUGACAUUUGAUCAACCCGUGUUUGGUUUCGUUUAAUGUUUCGUGCGGAUUAAUGGUGAAAUUGUGCAGUGUGCCUCAGUGGACCCAUCAGUCAGUUGCCGAUCAGGAUUUAUCGCGAGGCGAUCGACCCUCGGAGAUCGCGAGGAUCGAAGGAACGGACGAGGGAUCACGUGGCAAGGGAUCGGGAGUGUCGGGUGCAUCGCGAAAUCGGCGACAGCACCGCGUCCCGCCUUGUGGGAUUCGAAGGAAGAAUUCUUCGGCUGUUGAAACAACUGGCAGAGCAGGUUUUACCCACGAGUCACCGACCAAAGUUACUCCUCGAGCCGACGAACGCCAACAGCCCGGCAGAAACCUCGUAUACCUUUAUACGCAUCUAUACGUAUACACGUACUAUGAUUCUUGUCAAGAAGAAGAAGAAGAACAAGGAGGAGAAAAAGAAGAACAAGAAGAACAAGAACAAGGAGGAGAAGUAAAAUCCAGGAUGCAAUUUUCGAUCGGCAGGGGGAAAAGAUGGUACCCCAACGCGACACCGACAGACACUGGUUGGCUGCCACUGGUGGGCCUCAAGUCCCAACACGAGAUACACAGGUGGAUCGAAAGGUGGGGAGGAAAACCUCGAAGCGAGAAAGGUGGAGAGAGACAGAGGGAGACGGAGGGAGACAGAGGGAGACAGAAACUCGGGGAAUCUCGAUGAACGAAACGGCCUGAAUACGGACGCUGCGGACACUGCCUCGUAUAUUAUUGUGGGGAUGAAACUAGGUCAAACGAGUACCUGUGUAUCCAGUGGAGAGAACAAACCAAAUGCAGCCGUACGAUAACGAGACUCAAACUGGAUCGUCGUGCCCCUCACCCGGAUGGAUGUCGGCCUACGGUACCGAGGCGUAUACGCAAAGAUGACAACGGGGGUCUGAUUCAUCGGUGAACGGCGAAUCUGCACUCGAAAACCUCGGAAGAGACUACUGCGAGAAAGUACGAGAGGUACGAUACCGUCGGUGCUCAAGUGUAACGAUCCCCGUAUCU
Messenger RNA from Athalia rosae (coleseed sawfly), 1292 nucleotides. RefSeq lists its product as uncharacterized. The transcript has 6 exons. NCBI's taxonomy places the organism in Eukaryota, Metazoa, Arthropoda, Insecta, Hymenoptera, Athaliidae. Bases 325 to 966 code for a protein of 213 amino acids. The record is from RefSeq and is a predicted model, not a curated record.